Molecule: messenger RNA, 1500 nt
Organism: Ambispora gerdemannii
Lineage: Eukaryota; Fungi; Glomeromycota; Glomeromycetes; Archaeosporales; Ambisporaceae
Source: the annotation of a GenBank genome assembly
AUGACUAUACCCACCCCACCCCCUCAAAUUCAAUAUUACCAACACCCCCAAUCUCAAUCUCAACCCCAACAGCAAUCUCAGGAAAAUGAAAAAAAGUCAACAGAAUAUUUAGAAAGUAUUGCUAUGAGAUUAGGAUAUUCAGACAGUGCAUUUCGAAAUCCCGAUGCUUUAGAAAAUUUUAUCGAAGAUGAGUUAUACUCAAGAUUAGGACAUGCAAAUUAUCAUAUUAAAAAAGAGUCUUUUGGUCAAGUUAGAGAGGUUAAUACCAGAGUGAUUACCAGAGCUAGUACUUUGGGUGCUAAAAAAGUAUAUGCUACAAAUAAGCUGACAAAGAAACCUGCAAAAAAGCCUACUAAAGUUACUAAAGUUAUAUACAAAUGCUCAAAUUGCGGAAAAAUUGGACAUAGAAAAAAUAUGUGUCCUGGAGGUACGAAAUCCAAGAAGGUUAAUUAUACUUAUCAGAGUGAACCAGAAAAUUCAGAUGAUGAGGAGGUGGUGAUAUUGGAAGAUGACGAAAGCGAAGACGAAGAGGAGGUGAAAGAAGAAAUCACCUCUGAUAAUGAAUCGCAAUCCUGUUUCAAUGUAAAAAAAAGUCAGAUUCCUGUAAAGAAGAAGUCUUCUAUUAAGAAAAAAUCGAUUGUUACUCUGGAGCAGGAAGUAUUUCUUGAAUCUCUUAAACAUAUGAUAUCCGAAUUAAUAUCUCAUUGUCCUAAAGAGAUUCUCAUUGAAGUUCGUACAUUUCUUAAUAGCCUGUUUAUAAAAAUGAAGGAUCAAUUCGAUUUACAUUAUGGUGAAAAGUAUACAGUUAAAGAAAGAAAUAAGGGUUCAGAUUCUUCAGAUCUUAUACCUCCUUCAGAAAAACUUAGCUAUAACAAAGAUACUGAAUAUCACUCUUUAAAUCACGCCAUUAAAGUAUAUCAAGGAGCACAAAUAAGACGAAAUUGGCCUAAUCUCUUUGAGAUUGAUUUUCUCAAUAUAAGUGAACCUAAUAAUGUAGCGACAAUUUCUUGUAGAAUAGAUGACUUGAUAAUACCUCAUGCAAUUCUAGAUACUGGCGCAGAUUCUUCAAUGUUUACUGAUAACAUUCCAGAGUAUUUAGAAAUAAAAAUAGAUAAGAAAAAUGUUCACAAACUUACUGGUGCGGUUGAAGAUUCUCAGUCUGUUGGUACUUCAUAUAAUAUUCCUAUAACUAUUGGUAGUGGAGAAGAUUCUAUAACAGUUUAUGAAGAUAUAUCUGUAAUUCCUACAAAAAAAGAUCGAAAUGGAAAUGAUAUAUCUAUAAUGAUACUUGGUACCAAAUGGCAAUAUCGUGCCGGAUGGGAUCCUAUAGUAAAAGGUGAAUUUACCGCUACAUACAAUGGAAAGACUAUUACAAUUCCACUUUCUACUCAAAAAAAACGACUCAUAAAAACUGAAAAGUGGCUUGAUAUGGCCUUAAACGCAGGUAAAGUUCUUGCAGAAAGAUAUUCCCAACUUACUGAGAUAAUGAUGGAUUUAUAG